Messenger RNA from Liolophura sinensis, 4023 nucleotides. Its product is annotated as protein numb-like. Gene Ontology annotation, cellular component: cytoplasm. Lineage: Eukaryota; Metazoa; Mollusca; Polyplacophora; Chitonida; Chitonidae. The record is from RefSeq and is a predicted model, not a curated record.
UGUCUGUUCAAACAUAGGAGGAUUUUACGAAUUUUUUUUUAAACCCCUGUUUCAGAAGCACUGGACAAAUGGUCCCAUGCAGGGAUAGAUUCAGCUAGUUUUUAGGGUAGUUUUAAAAGCGAAGUUAUUUUUAAAUGGUUCAGAAUUUGGGGGUUGUGGCCUGUUGAAAGAAACUAUUCCACCUUGAAAUUGUCCGUGUCUCCAGCUUUCGUGGGCAGUUUCUAUGGGCAUUACGAGAAGGACCGGUCCCGUGUUUUCCUGGUGAUUUACGAUUAAACUAGCUUCAUGAAGAUGGAAAAGUUAAAACGGAGUCUAAGUUUUCGAAAGAAAAAAGACCAUGUGCCUGAGUGCAGCAAGCCUCACCAGUGGCAGGAAGACGAGAAAAAAGUGCGGGAUGGCACCUGUAGUUUUCAAGUCCGGCAUCUGGGCUGUAUAGAGGUUUUCGAAUAGGGGAUGCAAGUCUGUGAAGAGGCUGUCAAGGCUCUUAAAUCUAGCUGUAAAGGCAAAUAUCAGAGAGCUAUACUAUAUGUGUCCGGGGAUGCCUUAAGGGUUGUGGAUGAAAUCAGCAAGAGCAUGAUUGUGGACCAGACAAUAGAGAAAGUAUCAUUCUGUGCUCCUGAUCGUAACCACGAGAAAGGUUUCGCCUACAUCUGUAGGGACGGGACAACCAGACGCUGGAUGUGCCAUGGUUUCAUGGCUGUAAAAGAAUCCGGAGAACGCCUGAGCCAUGCGGUGGGCUGUGCAUUUGCCAUCUGUCUGGAGAAGAAGCAGAAGCGAGACAAGGAGUCUGGGGUCACUGUGACGUACAACCCUGAGAGGACCAGCUUCUCCAGGACUGGCUCCUUCAGGCAAACCACGAUGACAGAGAGAAUAGCCGACCCUCAGAGUGCUAUCAUCGCAGAGGCUCCUGCCCCAGCGAAGAAGACAGAGAAUCCAUACGCUGUCCAGAGACCUCAUGCCUCUGCCUCUUUACUCCAGAGACAAGGCUCUUUUAGGGGGUUUUCAAAGCUGCAAGAGGCCUCCUCCCCGUUCAAGAGAACUUUGUCUCUACGGCUUAGUGAUCUCCCAUCGACGUUACAGCGACAGAAUGCAAUACUGGAGUCACCGGAAAAUACACCUGGUGGAGUGGGCAGCCCUAUCCAGGAGGUGUCCCCGUCCCAUGAGCAGCAGAAUCAGGACAGCAUUUCACAGAUGUGUCAACAACUGACCCAAGGGCUAAGCGCCCUUAGCACUGACGACCCAUUUGCAGCCGCACCCCGUAGCUCCAACACGUCACGGCUUUACAACCCAGCCAGUACCUCGACUUCCUCCUCAUUCCAACACCGACAAGUUCCUCAAGGUUACUCGCCCCAUGUUACUCAGCAAACGCGCCACGCCUCACCAUUACGAGACACCAACCCAUGGGCCCAGACUGCUAGGACCACCACAUCUCCCCCGGGGAGAGUCUCUAACGCUGAGUUCUGGUUACAAGCUUCCACCUCACCCUCCCCGCAGUCAUCAUCAAAUCCCUUCACUUCGCCAAACAGCAACGUGCGCACUGCGGGUAGCAUUAAUGGAACGUCACAUUACCAUGGUUACGAUCGCCAGACUUCACUGGGACAGCCUCCUAUACCACAGCGAACAAACUAUAGCCAGCACUCCCGUAGCCAUUCCAUAGAUACCAGUGAGCUGUCAAUGACCAGCUGGCAUCAGCAAAACCAGCGUCCCACUCUACUUCAGAUGGCCAAUCAGCGAAGCUUUCAGCAAAACGGUAGUGUGGGAGCAUGGGGUGCAGGCGGAGUUACAAGCCCCUCCCAGCAACAAGUAGUCGAUCCAUUUGAUGUGGCAUGGGCGGCCAAGUCUGCAAACAAACAGAACACAAAUCCAUUUAAUAGUUCAAAAAGUGUGAAGACGUUUGAAGUAAAGUUAUGACUUCAUCUUUCCAUUUUUUGUAUGUAAAAACUUGGUGAUUCAGCAAAAAAUUUGGCUUGUGCAUCAUUUGUGUAUGCAGCAUUUUGGAUGGUGGUGGUGUCUAUGGACUAAGGGACAGAACUCUUGAUAGAUUGUUGUCACCAGUGAAAGUAUCGGGCUGUUGAUGCUAGACUGACAUUUUCCAUGUGCUCUGAUCUGCUGUUGAUAAAUGUGCUCUUACAUGUAAACUGACAAUCGAAUUUUUAUUAAACCAACUUGUGAUCUCCUAUUUUGUGCGCUGAAGUUGUCUUCAGACUGAGAUGACAUAUUUUUAGCAAACCAUAAUCAAAGUAUUUUACCCACUUCUCUUGUAUUCAGGUAGGUUACAUUGUAGACAUGGUUUUAUACACCAGCUCUUUUAACAUUUUAAUACAUGUAAGAUACUAACAUGUUGACUUUAUUUACACAGACAGAAUAUAUUGUACAAAGUAUGAAUAAGUUGCAGAAUUACUGAAGAUUUGAUUUUGCUUAGUUUUUGCUUUCCACUGAGUGGAUUGGGUAAUCAACUAUAAUCCAUUUAGGAGUUUCAACUGAGGAAGACUUGUGAUGUGAUAUGAUGAUUUCCCUCAAAACAAUAAGAAAAUUUUGUGAUUAAUCCUAAUUCCAAAUUGCCGAGUUUGUAUCACAACAAGGACAAAGCAAAUCCAAAUUUCCAAAUAGGUGCGCUUUGGCGUGCCGAUUCAUAUGCUCUUUAUAUGUACCCUGAUAUGGUAGUGGAAGUGCUGGCUUUCAAGGACGUAGAGGCUAGUGUCAGUAGUACUGGUGAAAAACGGUUGUGCUUGGCAUUAGUCUGUUACAUUGCUGUCUUGAUCUAAUGCAAAAAAAAUAUAUAUAUAUAUUAUAUACAUAUCCAUCAUGAAGUAUCCUGCCACUGAUAGAGACUAGGUUGAGACGGUCCAGUUGAACAGAAGUGUAUAGCACUUGCUUCAUAUGUGUACAUUUAAUUCCAUUAUCAUGAAAACACAGCAUUUCAUAGCGUCACAAGUCUACGCAGAAAAUACAGGUGAUUUUACCUGAUGAGGUGCGCAAGUGAGAUAUCAUGGUUUUAAAACUCAAUUUUUAAACUGUGAAUAUAUUUUUAAUUAACCCGCUUGUGUUUUUAGUGUUGCCGUGUACUUUUAUGUCUAGUGCUUCAGGUUUAAUUGUUUUUACAUUCAUCACAAACUUUUAAUUCUAUCCAGCUUUUUAUUCUUUAUAUUGUCUUGAGAUUCGCUUCGCCAUUUUGUUUUGUUAUCAGAUGAAUGUGUAUGAAGCUUAGUUCCUGCACAGAGGAAGUUUAUAUGUGGAGAUUUUACCUGUGGCAGUUUAUAACAGGACAGAUUACCUUGUGAAUGUGUAUUGGUAAUAUCUUAUUCUGUUGCUGUACUAAAAGCCAGUCCGGUCUCUUUCGAAAGUCAUGAUGGUGAGGAUUGGUCAUUUUCAUGUCACAUAUCGAAAUUUUUAUUUGCAUCGAUAAUUUGUUGGUUAGGUAAGUCUCUUUAAACUCAAGAUGAAAAGUAGCUCAAACAAAUUUGUUUUUAAAUAGUGGUUCCAUUAUGCAUCUAGACAAAAAAUCAGUUUGAACGGUUUUCAAAGAACUACUUGUACAAAGCCACAUUUUGCCUUAUUUAGUGACAGUUGAUUCUUACAUUGGCAUUCCAGUCAGUUUGAAAUGUUUCUGUCAUGGUAGUUUUUGUUCUUUUUUUCUUUCUUUGCUUUGUUUAAGGGUUAGGGGAAUGGAGAGUUUAAAUUAUCAAAUGAAUACCUCAAGAUUCCUAUACUAACGUUGCCUGAUUUUUUUCCUGUGUGCUUGAUCUAAAAAUGAUGUUUGAAAGACUUACAUGUACCCUCUAACAGAUCUGUGAGAUAGACCAGUUUUGAAAUAAUUUUUGUAAUAAUGAUUGAUCCUACUUUAGUUUUGUAUAUACCGUGUUGAGAUACCUCUGGUAACUUGUAAUAUAUUUGACAUAUGGUUGAGUGAUAAUGGACAAGUUAGAACAAAAGUCGAGAUCAUAGUCUUGUACAUAGCUGUAAUCACAACUUUAAUCCUCUACUUUUUAGUACAUAUACAUACAUGUAUGUAUAUGUAUAUGU